UUUCUGGUAAGGUGAGGAUCUGGGAUAUCACCCAGGGUACUAUGAAGUACGAACUCCAACCAGUCCCUUACAAAAUCAACGAUAUUGCCUGGCUCAACAGCGAACAGAUUGUCGUGUGUGGUGAGGGAGGUGAUUCGACCUCUAAAUUAGUUCGUUGGGACGGUGGUGCCGUCAGUACGCUGGACCACAGCGGUCAACACUGCAACGCCGUAGACUGCAGGAAUCGCCGUCCCUUCCGCACUGUGGUUGCCUCGGAUGAUAUAUUACCGGCUUAUUACAAAGGACGGUCCGUCAACUUUACAAAGCACCUCGACCUCCGUAAUUAUUCCAGAGGCGUGAAGGCGAUCAAGUUCUCACCUGACGGUGAAUACCUUGCUGCCGGUGACGGUAACAGCCAGGCGUUCUUGUACACUGGACUUGAAGGUGAACUGGUAGGUGAGCUGCAAGAUGUGGACGAUUUCGCAGCCCACAGACGCGGUGUAUAUUCGGUGUACUUUAGUCCUGACAGUAAACGGCUCCUUACUGCAUCUGGCGACAGAACUGUCAAAAUGUGGGAUGUUGAAACACGGCAGCUUAUCACGACUUUUAAUAUGGGCACGGCGGUUGAAGACGAGCAGGUCGCUGUCCUGUGGCAAGAAGAUUACAUCUUGUCUCUUUCCUUGGGGGAUGACAUAUAUUACCUGGACAGGAACAACCCUGACACUCCACUGCGGAUUAUCAAGGGUCACAGCAAACGCAUCGUCGCGAUGGUCCUGUCUAGCGACGCCAACACCAUUUAUUCGGCCUGCCUGGACAAAGUUCUCUACUGGGAUGCCGAGAGUGGUGAGUGUGACGUAGUUGCGCCGGGAACGGACGCCCUACUAAACGUGGCAAAGGGCCGCGUCUCGGCCAUGAGCACCAACGGCAACACAGUAGCCUCCCUUAUGAAUGGCGAGAUUCGCUUCCUCAACACUGAAACGAAGGCUUACACAGAUGAAAGGAUCGAACUUGACAACCAGGCAAAAUGCAUAACAGCCAAGGGAGAUUUGAUGGUGGUCGGCACAGUCGGAGAUAUUUGCAUGUUCAAGAAUAAAACCAAAGUUGACUCGAAGGUGAUCGGCUACAUUGCCAAUGCGGCCCACUUGAGUCCCAUGGACUUUUUGGCUGUGGGCGGAAGCGACAGCAAGGUGCACAUUUUUGACGUUUCAAGGGACACAUUGACGGAACUACAUCAGCUUCCUGCUUCAGGAAACGUCGGCGCGGUGCAGUUUUCUAGCAACGGGACGCGCCUGGCCUGCGGUGAUGAAAGCGGGCAAAUCCUGGUCUGGACAGUCAGUAGAUUUGGUGAUCGGUCGAUUCUUCUUCAAGUGGUACGGAAUUCCUGGUCUGGCCACGAUAGAAUCCUGUCGCUCAGUUGGAAUCCUGAGGGCAAGCGCAUUGCCACGGGAGAUUCGACAGGCGACAUCGGCAUCUGGGAUGUAGACAACCUUCAAGAAGGCAACCUGAUCUUGGAGGCCCAUCCAUUUUCUCCAGUCACUGCGGUUGCAUGGCGAGACAACACCACCGUCGUGUCUGCGGGACACGACAAUUGUAUCAAGCAAUGGACGGUCUAGAAGACAUGGAGUCAGAGGUCAUUCUCAAAAAUCCAUUGGGCAACAAACUAGCCAUUUUUUGCAAAUGGAAGGAUUUGUUGAUUGCUGUUAUUUUUGUCCCUUAGCGAAUAUAUAAAACCAACGAAAAAGCAUAAACAGUUAGUCUAAGGAUAAAAAAUGGUUUUGCAUAUUUUUGAGAAACACUUGUGUAAUACAGCACAAUAAUUAUGUUUAAAUAUUUUACUCCACAAGGAUUGGUGCAAGAAUUAGGCAAGCAUUAAUCAACAUGAUUGGUAAAAAAAAACCGGAAAAUAUUACUGCUUUUUGGGGGUACUUUUUUAAACAUGUUUAAAAUCUUUACAUAGUGCAGGAGUAAAAUUUGACACUACAGAAGCUAUGUCAAGUUUACCCCCAUAACGACCAUGUUCUAUUCUUACUGCGGAGUACAAUUUUACCAAAUAUUGCCUAUUUUUUAUAAUAUAUUAGUGUGCAAGGAGUCCAUCGGUGGAAGUGGCAUUAAGCGCACGCGUUCCACCGGCAAACAAGCGCAGCUAAGCCACUUUCAUCAAUACCAAUGCUUUUAGGAAAAAAAAAUAUACAGACCAUAAAAGCAAGUUCGUGCGCAAACAAUCGUUGACCAUAUUUCAACUAACUUCAUUCGAACAAAGGCUGGUUCCAAUGCUGGUUACCCAUAGCUGAGCACAUGGCAGUUCACAACAGGGAACCAGGACCAAAAGGUUUCAUGGUGAUGUUUUGGCCAUCGUUUGACUAGAAGCCGCCUCUCAUAAGAAGUGCACGCAGCAAAAUCUUAAGUUCCUGCUGAUUUUGUUGAAUUAGUUUAUGAUUCUCUAUAUGUUAGAAAUGUUAGAAAGAGAGAUUAUAAUAGUAUGCCACAAAGAUACUUUAAAGAUACGCCUAAAAAUUGGGCUUUUGGGGGCACCUUAUGAUACCUUUAAUGCAUUAAAUACUACGGAGUUAUAUGUGUAUGUCAAUCUUUUUCCAGAAUAUCGAAUCUUAAGUAAGUUCUUACCUGAGGCAAACGAUUUGAAAACCUUCAGGGUUCUAUGCGCAAACAGUAGGCGGCGCUUUUUGAUCAACUUUGAAAGUUUCAGUGGAGGGACACAAUUUGUGCACGUAUGUCUUCGUACUCUUUUAUGUUAAGUAGGCCUAUGCUAUUUUUUUUCAAAUUGGGAAGAUUGAAGCUUUGAUUUUAGCUUCUUUAGAGCUUUGUUAUAUAGUUAGACGAUAGACUUUUAGUUAUCUUGAAUGAAAUUGCAGGGUUGUGGAAAACACUAAAGAUAUACGAUUUUUAAAAAAUUAUGCUCCUUUUUCAGCUUUGAUUUUGGUUGCUGUCAUAGUUCCGACAGAUGUUUAUUUCUUUGUUAUCUUGAUAAUAGUAAAAAAUGCUGUAUUUUUAAUUGGUGUUCAUCAGUUCAUUAUUCCCAAUUAUAUAAUAUAUUAUACCAAGGGUGAUAGUAGUGAUAUAUACUUUAAAUAUUUUGAGGUUAUGGACAAAAGUGAAACGGUAAAAAGAAUGGGCGUUAUUAAAGAUAGUUUGACGUGUUUUCAAAGGGAUUUUUACGUGACUUCCCUGUUUACUGGGAUGCGACAAGUUUGCAUUACAAAUUGAAGACUGCUUUUAAGCAAAAGGUUUACUGGCAUCUAUUCUUUUUAUACAAAUGCAGUUUUACUUAUCAUGAGACUACAUAUUCAUGUCAGCCAUGUUGCAUAUAUAGAGCUACCAAAUACGGCUAACAGCGUUUUGCCAUCCAAAUGGAUAACCGGCUUAAUUGUAUUGCCCUUGCAUCUGAUUGGUACUAGGUUUCUCUUUGUAUUUGUUUUUUGUGGGAGAUUUGAAUUUGGUUAGCAAGUUUAACGCAAUAUGCAGUGUAGGAGCUCCGUGAAGUUUUCUCGUAUCUUUUUGAAGUUGUUCAGUUUCACAUUUUAAUGGUGUUUACUAUAGGUACAGAAGGGAUAAAACAAUAUUAAACUUAAACUGGCUUAUAGUUGUGAAGCAAGUA
This is a messenger RNA of Patiria miniata (bat star), 3592 nucleotides long. RefSeq names its product WD repeat-containing protein 1-A-like. The record is from RefSeq and is a predicted model, not a curated record. Gene Ontology annotation, cellular component: cortical actin cytoskeleton. Gene Ontology annotation, molecular function: actin filament binding. Bases 42 to 1592 code for a protein of 516 amino acids. The transcript is spliced from 13 exons. Gene Ontology annotation, biological process: positive regulation of actin filament depolymerization; locomotion; actin filament depolymerization. Lineage: Eukaryota; Metazoa; Echinodermata; Asteroidea; Valvatida; Asterinidae.